This is a messenger RNA of Knipowitschia caucasica, 456 nucleotides long. NCBI's taxonomy places the organism in Eukaryota, Metazoa, Chordata, Actinopteri, Gobiiformes, Gobiidae. The record is from the annotation of a GenBank genome assembly.
AUGCAAGGAGCAGAGGAGGAGCAGGAGGAUGCGGGACCCUCUUGUUCCUCUCAGGCCCCUGGGUUUGUGGAGGCCUUUAUUGAAGUGCGCAUUCACAAACUCCAGCAGCGGCAGUUCUUUCUGCAGAAGAUGCAGCAGGUGAUCCAGAGAGCACAGGACACCCAGCACGAUGAUGGAGAUGUGAGUGAACUGGAGCUGGUGGAGAAGGAGUUGGAAGAGCUGAUGAGACAGAAGCAGAGCCUGAUCCCCCAGUCCCCCCUGUACACAGGCAUGUCCCCUGCACUCUCCCACUCAAUACAAUAUACAUACUUUACAACGCUGUCUUAUAUGUCACUUAAAGGUAUGGGUAAGAUUUGGUUUGUGGUGGAUCUGGUUGAACGCUCGGAUCGAGAGCUGGGUCUUGGAACCAGAACAGACAGUGAGGCCGAUGGGCAGUUGUUGAGCAGGUGGGAGUAG